Cladophialophora yegresii CBS 114405 is the source of this 1023-nucleotide messenger RNA. Its product is annotated as dihydroflavonol-4-reductase. The coding region runs from base 1 to 1023 and encodes 340 amino acids. NCBI's taxonomy places the organism in Eukaryota, Fungi, Ascomycota, Eurotiomycetes, Chaetothyriales, Herpotrichiellaceae. Gene Ontology annotation, molecular function: oxidoreductase activity, acting on the CH-OH group of donors, NAD or NADP as acceptor. The transcript has 2 exons. The record is from RefSeq and is a predicted model, not a curated record.
AUGCCUAUUGACUAUGUGCUUGUUACCGGUGCUACAGGUUUCCUUGGAGCGCAUGUCGUUGACGAGCUGUUGGCGCGUGGAUUACGAGUACGUGCUGCUGUUCGCAAUCUGGCCAAGGCCAAUGUCAUGCGUGAUGCCAGACCGCAGUAUGCGUCGAAGCUUGACUUUGUUCAAGUUGCCGACUUCACAGCAAAUAUCUCUUUCGAGGAAGCUGUGAAGGACAUCGACGGGGUCAUUCAUGUGGCCAGCCCGUUGACGUUUGGGGUCGAAGACAACGAGAGGGACUUCCUCUUGCCAGCCAUCAAUGGCGUUGCAACCGUCUUAAAGGCAGCAGCCCAAGCCUCGCAAAUUCAGAGGGUGGUCAUCACUUCUUCGUUUGCCUCUGUCAUUGAUGUCAAUCGAAAAGCACCACCACAUUUCACCUACACCGCCGCCGAUUGGAACCCUCUGACGUACGAGGAAGCGGCAGACAACAAGACCUCCGAGGUAGUCGCAUAUCGCGGGUCAAAGAAGUUCGCAGAGCUCGCUGCAUGGGACUUUGUCCAAAAAGAGAAGCCUGGCUUCGAUAUUGUCACCCUCUGUCCUCCCAUGAUCUUUGGGCCUUUCGUGCACCCAGUGGCCAGGCUAGAAGAACUCAAUGACAGUGCAGCCAAGCUUUGGGAGGUGGCCUCUGGUGUUGACCCCAUGCCGCUUGCGAGAGUGCCUUUCUGGAUCGACGUUAGGGACCUGGCAAAAGCACACGUUGAAUCGCUUCUGAGACCGGAGGUCGGCAACAGACGUUUCACCAUCGCAUCGCCAGAGAAGUUUUCCUAUCAAAAGGCAGCAGAGAUCAUCAUCCAAAAGUUUGAAUGGGGACGUGAUCGUAUCCACCUGCCUGAGACGGAGCAAAAAAUUGAUCAGUCGCACGAUUUGGAUGGGGAGACUGCUGCAAGGGAACUAGGCAUCACAUAUCGGUCCUUCCACGACUCUGUUGUCGACUUCGUCAGGCAAGCACGGAGUCUCGAAGCAACUCAGAAGGGUUAA